CAUACGUAAGACCAACCGGAAUAUACUACACGUCCCCCCCCUGCUCAACUCUACGCAAUUUUGGCUUUAACUCGAAUAUUUGGUGCUGCUAACUCCCGCAAACAGAUAGGCUAAUGGUUACUCCAAAAAUGGCAAGUCGUCCAGUAACUAAAAGAAUCUUGAAACCGGUUAUAGAGAAGAAACGGAGAGAUCGGAUUAACCAGCGUUUAGAAGAGCUGCGAACGCUUCUGCUGGAUAACACUCUCGACUCGCGACUACAAAAUCCUAAACUGGAGAAGGCUGAAAUUCUGGAAUUAACCGUUGAAUACAUCAAGAAAAAAGCAAAAGGUGCGAGGGAAAGUCAAGAAGAUUCUAACAGGUCCUCAGGCCCACAUAAUGCUAACCCUCCUACUCUGCUCUCUGGAAGAUCCCGUGUACCAUUUGCUUCGGUCCACGAGCCUGUCAAUGCCCAGACACAGAUACCCUCAAAUCCAAUCUACAAAGCUGGUUUUAAGGAGUGCGUCUCUCGCCUGGCCAGCUUCAUUGACUGCGUAGAGCCUUCUCAGCAAGACAGCUUCGUUCAGGGGCUGUGCCACCACCUUGACUCUUACAGCAGUGCUCUUCCUCAGGCCAGGAUUUUUGGUCAGGCUGCCCAACAUCCUUGGAUCCCAAGUGCAGAGUUAACGUGCAGGACGGACUUGCCUGCAAUUGGACACACAAGAGCCAACAAUGAGUCUUUUUCCUACACCAACAGUUUGUAUCCCAGUUCUUUCAUGCUUCACCACCCUCAUCCCACAGGACAGCCCAUGACACACCCCUACCUCUCUCCACCAUACUCCAUCUCUCCUCCACCCUCUCCUUGUUACUCAAGCAGCUCUCCCCAUUUCUCCAGCUCUCCCACAUACCUCUCUGUACCCUGCCACUUCCCUUUCCCUCCUACCAUCUCCCCGCACUCCACUGACUCUUCAUCGUCAUCGGGUUCUCUUAGCAUCUCACCCCCUGCAGCGCCAGUAGUCCCAGGACCACAUCUUCAGGCCUCCUUGGGCUCCCAAACACAAGUGCGAACCAAUGGCUCAGUGCCCUCCUGCCAACCCCGGACUCUAAGACGAGCUCUAUUCCAGAACCAGACACGGUCUGUCUGGAGGCCCUGGUGAGAAAACAAAAAACAAAAAAUGUGACUCAAAACUUGGCAGUAAAAUACAGAGCAUUGUUCUCUCGGUUUCCAUCAGAUUUUUGUGACAGUGACUGGGCUUUUCUUCCCAGUCUUCUUGGUAUUAUCAGGAUGGGAGUGUUCUUUGCACCUCAAUGAGUGACAUAAGGUGAGAGAGUAAUAUUAGGAGGUCUGUGCUAAUCACCAGUCACACAAUGUCAGAGGCUUCUAUAAAAGACACAGCUGUUCUCAAUGUUUAUAGGUGCAUUCUGAAAUCGUUGUACAUGCCACUGUCACAUUCCUUCUUGUACUGCAAACCAUCUUC
Messenger RNA from Myxocyprinus asiaticus (Chinese sucker), 1454 nucleotides. RefSeq names its product transcription factor HES-7-like. Lineage: Eukaryota; Metazoa; Chordata; Actinopteri; Cypriniformes; Catostomidae. Gene Ontology annotation, biological process: anterior/posterior pattern specification; regulation of neurogenesis; regulation of transcription by RNA polymerase II. The coding region runs from base 114 to 1133 and encodes 339 amino acids. The transcript has 4 exons. Gene Ontology annotation, molecular function: RNA polymerase II cis-regulatory region sequence-specific DNA binding; DNA-binding transcription factor activity, RNA polymerase II-specific; protein dimerization activity. The record is from RefSeq and is a predicted model, not a curated record. Gene Ontology annotation, cellular component: nucleus.